AACAUGAAAAUGUCCAAUUAUUAUUAUUAUAUAGACGUGGUCCACAGGAUGUGUUGGAAAUACCCAGAAACUUUCCAUUAUGCCACCAGCAGCCAAGAUAUCGAGGAAGCCUUCAGAUUGAAGAAGGUCGCCAGUCUGAUCGGGGUGGAGGGCGGUCACUCCAUCGACAGCAGCCUGGGCACCCUGCGCACCAUGUACUAUUUGGGUGCCCGCUACCUGACCCUCACACACUCCUGCAACACACCCUGGGCGGACAACUGGCUUGUCGACACCGGAUCAGAGCUACCUGAGAAUGGCGGCCUGUCUGCUUUUGGCAAGCAACUUAUUGUGGAAAUGAACCGCCUGGGGAUGCUGAUCGACUUGGCUCACGUGCCUGUAAAAGUGAUGCACCAGGUGUUGGACAUGUCCAAAGCCCCGGUUAUCUUCAGCCACUCCUCUGCAUACGCCGUCUGCCAACACAAAAGGAACGUGCCCGAUGAUGUCCUCGCUAAAGUUAAUCAGACUGAAGGAAUCGUGAUGGUGAACUUCUACAACGACUACGUGACGUGCAGCAAGACUGCCACCCUGUCAGAUGUCGCUGAUCACUUUGACCACAUAAAGAAAAUGGGCGGCGCGGGUAUUAUUGGUUUUGGUGGUGAUUAUGAUGGCGUCACCAGGCUUCCUGAGGGUUUGGAGAACGUGUCCAAAUAUCCCCAUCUGGUGGCUGAACUGCUGAGGAGAGGGUGGACUGAUGACGAAGUGGAAGCUGCUCUAGCAAAGAACCUCCUCCGGGUCAUGAAGAAGGUCGAGGAGGUUCGUGACAGUCUGGCCAGCACCCUCCCGGAUGACCUUCCUAUUCCGUACGAGGAUGUGAAGAACCCCUGCAGGACGAGCUACGGCUACCCCGACUCUGGGGCCGUCCAUUCACUCAGCACACUGACCCUUCUGCUCGCGCUGGCUCUCCAGGCUUUUAUGACAAUAACAGCUUAGCAACUCCUCAGCAGUGGCGCUUAUUUAAAUCUUAGGGUUGUAAAAUCUGGAAACCAGGAAAUGUAAAGGCAAUGCUCUUGUUUUUUUUUUUUUUGGUCCACCUUCAACUAUUUUCUCAGUUUACU
This is a messenger RNA of Fundulus heteroclitus (mummichog), 1094 nucleotides long. It is a transcript of the gene dpep1, whose product is annotated as dipeptidase 1. Gene Ontology annotation, molecular function: metallodipeptidase activity. The coding region runs from base 4 to 969 and encodes 321 amino acids. The record is from RefSeq and is a predicted model, not a curated record. Lineage: Eukaryota; Metazoa; Chordata; Actinopteri; Cyprinodontiformes; Fundulidae. Gene Ontology annotation, biological process: proteolysis. The transcript is spliced from 8 exons.